GUGAGGCUCCCGGUUUGAAAGUGCGGACAGCCGCCGCUAGUUCUCCGGAGGAACCUGUGGAGUUCUGCCCUUAAACCGGGUCAAGCUUUGACUUCUGACCGUUGAGUCCCGGUUCUCCAGCAGCCGGACGGGAAGAAGCAGGAACCGGUCCAGUCCGGUUCGGUAGCUGCUGCCACUGCACUUUAACGGCAGAUUAACGUCCAACAUAAACGGAUUACCGACACCGAUCACCUGCACAGGUAGCAGGCGAAGAGAGGAGCCCGGAGCCCGGAGCCGGCAGAGAGAUGAGAGAGACCCGCUGGAGGAAGGAAGGAAGGACCGACAGGUGAGCUGCCAGCAUGGAGUCAGAGCUGCUGAUUGGCUGGCAGCAGGAGAAGGCGGAGCUCCAACAGGAAGUGCGUCGCCUGCAGGAGGCGCUGGCGGACAGUCGAGCUGAGGGGGUGGAGCUUCAGGCGAGGAGUAGGGCGCUGAGUCAGCGGCUCAGCCAAUCAUCACCUCUCUCUCUACACUCUCUACAGCUCAGCCAAUCGGUGUGUCCGGCGCUCGGCCCCUCUGAGGGGGAGGAGAGGGAGUGGAGGAGGAGGCUGAGGGAGUCUAGAGAGAGGGAGGCCCGGCAGGCGCUGCUCAUCCACCGGCUCCAGGACAAGGUGUUGGAGUACAGGGAUCGAUGUCAACGUUUGGAGCUUCAGGUGGAGGAUGAACACACACAGCUGAUCAGCACUGAGCGGAGGAUCAGAGAGCAGCACAGUGACUCCUUGGAGAGCGCCCUCAUCAGGCUGGAGGAGGAACAGCACAGGUCUGUUGGUUUGGCCGACACCAACGCUCUCCUCCGGGAGCAGCUCAGCCAAUCAGGGCGGGCCAACCGGGCCCUGAGGGAGGACCUUCAGAAACUGACGGCUGAUUGGACGACAGCUGCGGAGGAGGCAGAGCAGAGGGAGGCAGACUGGCAGAGAGAGAGGGAGUGUCGGUCGGGUCAUGUGGGUCAGCACCAGGCUCAGCUGCUGUCAGUGUGGAGGUCUGUGGUCUCUCUAAGGCGGCACUGUUACACCCUGAAGACCGCCGCAGACAGGGAUCUGUGGCAGCUGAGGGCAGAGUUUUCUCGUCUUUCUUCGUCCCUCCUCUCCAGCUGUGGCUCCUCCAUGAGGCUCGGUGCUCCUCACACUUCCUUGCUCUCUGACCUGCCUCCUCUGUCCUCCACCCUGGUCCUACCUCUUCUGGACUCCUCGGCUGCUGCACCUCCGCCCAUCUGCUCCUCCACCCUGGAAACCUUCACCUUAGGAGACCUGGAGCACAGAGAGGAGGACAAGAUGGAGGAGGAGAAGAUGCAGGAGGAGAAGGUGGAGGAGGAGAGGAUGCAGGAGGAGAAGAUGCAGGAGGAGAAGGUGAAGAUGGAGGAGGAGCAGCAGCAGGUUCUGUCAGAGUUGCAGCUCAUCCAUCAGGCUGAAGUUGCACAGAUGCAACAGCGGGUUGUGGAGCUCUCUUGCUCACUACAAGAGGAGGUCCUUCAGAAGGAGGUGAUGGAGAAGCAGGCUGAGAGACUCAGGGAAUCGGUGAGAAGCCUUCAGGCGGUCAGUCAGGCUGUGAUCAGACUGUCCAGAGCCCUGAGCAGCAGCGUGUCCUCAGACGACGUCCUCGCCCUGGACCUGUCCUCCCUACUGUCCAUCGUGUCCCACGCUGAGAGCACCCUCCGCUCGAAACACGAGGAGCUGCAGGGGGCGGAGCUUUCUCUGAGGCGCCUCAGCGACGACAUCACGACCCUGAAGGUUCGGCUGGAGCAGCUGGAGGACGUCAACCUGCAGCUGAACACACAAACACAGCACACACAGCAGGAGCUCACACACACUGCGGAGCUACUGAGCAGAGAGCAGGAGGUGUCUUCUUCCCUCCGUCUGCAGCUGCAGGAGGUCCACAGCAGAGAGGAGGACCUCCACAGAGACCGAGACCGACAGCAGGAGCGCCUGGAGCAUCUGGAGGCUGAGACACACCGACGAGUGGAGGCGGAGCUGUUGGAGAACAUCCAGCUGUCAGAGAGAGAAGCUCUGCAGAGAACCAAGGUCCACAGACUGGAGGGGGCGUUAGAGAGAGAGCAGUUGCACAAACAGAGAGCAGAAGAAGAAGCUGCUGAUGCCAGAGAAGCACUGCAGAAGUCCAGGGACAUUGUGCUGCGUCUCUCGUCCUCGGAGACUUUGUUGAGACGGGAGUUGGACGAAGGACGCGAUGCUCUGGAGAAGAUGUCCGCCCUGAACUCAGCUUUGGCCUUAGAUAAGAGAGAGCUGAACCAUCAGCUGCUGCAGGUGGAAGGUGAGCUGUCCGACAGCCAAUCACAGCUCCAGGCUCUGAGGUCAGAGGUCAAUACUCUGCACAGAGAAGUUAAAGCCCUCAACAUGGACUGCAGCCAGCUCAGAAAGCAGAAGUCCUCGGAGGCUGACGUCCUCCUUCAGCUGAGACAACGAGAGGUGGAGCUGGAGAGGACGAUGGAGGAGAAGGAGAGGCAGCUGGUCUCCUUGGUGGAGGAGAAGCAGAGGGAGGGAGGGCAGCUGGAGGAGCUGUCCUCCCAGAGAGCUUCAGUGUGUUUGGAGCUGAAGGAGGCGCAGCAGCAACUGAAGGAGGCGCAGGAGGAGGCAAAAGAGGCGCAGGAGGAGGUGAAGAGGAGGGAGAGGCUGCAGGAGGAGCAGCAGAGAGACAACAGGAGGCUACAGGAGGAGCAGAAAGGUCUGCAACGACACCUGGAGCAUCUGCAGGAGGAGCUGCAGGAGCUCAGGUGUCUGUCGGUGUCUCUCCAGCAGCAGCUCAGUCAGCAGCAGAAGCAGUUCAGUCAGUCUGAUGUGGACAGGUGUCAGCUGGUCAGAUACGUCCAGACCGUCCAGGAGGCCAAGCUCACCUUACAGGGGGAGGUGGAGUUCCUGAGAGGAGAACUGGAGCGAGAGACGUCCAGGAGAGAAGAGGAGCAGGAGAGGACGGAGAGCAGUGAGGAGCAGAAGGAGGAGCUGCAGGAGGAGCUUCAGAGACUGUCGGAGGAGGUGGAGGAGCUCAGGAGGCGGAGGACACACCAAGACGAGGAGAGGAGGCAGGAGGAGGAGGCCUGGCAGAGAGAAAGAGAAGCUCUGAACCAGGAGCUGGGAACCAAAGAUGGAGAGGUGGAGGUGCUGAGGAGACGCAUGGAGGGACUGGAGGAGGAGAAGGAGGAGAGACAGAGGGAGGUGGACAGACUGAUGGAGGAGAAACAGAGGGAGGUGGACAGACAGAUGGAGAAGAAAGAGGAGAGACAGAGGGAGGUGGACAAACUGUUGAAGGAAAUGGAGGAGAGACAGAGGGAGGUGGACAGACUGAUGGAGGAGAGACAGAGGGAGGUUGACAGACUGAUGGAGGAGAAGGAGGAGAAACAGAGGGAGGUGGACAGACUGAUGGAGGAGAAGGAGGAGAAACAGAUCGAGGUGGACAGACUGAUGGGGGAGAAGGAGGAGAAACAGAUCGAGGUGGACAGACUGAUGGAGGAGAGACAGAGGGAGGUGGACAGACUGAUGGAAGAGAAGGAGGAGAGACAGAUCGAGGUGGACAGACUGAUGGAGGAGAAGGAGGAGAAACAGAUCGAGGUGGACAGACUGAUGGAGGAGAAGGAGGAGAAACAGAUCGAGGUGGACAGACUGAUGGAGGAGAGACAGAGGGAGGUGGACAGACUGAUGGAAGAGAAGGAGGAGAGACAGAUCGAGGUGGACAGACUGAUGGAGGAGAAGGAGGAGAAACAGAUGGAGGUGGACAGACUGAUGGAGGAGAGACGGAGGAAGGUGGACAGACUAUUGGAGGAGAGACAGAGGGAGGUGGACAGACUGAUGGAGGAGAAGGAGGAGAGACAGAUCGAGGUGGACAGACUAAUGGAGGAGAGACAGAGGGAGGUGGACAGACUGAUGGAGGAGAGACAGAGGGAGGUGGACAGACUGAUGGAGGAGAGACAGAGGGAGGUGGACAGACUGAUGGAGGAGAAGGAGGAGAAACAGAGGGAGGUGGACAGACUGAUGGAGGAAAAGGAGGAGAGACAGAGGGAGGUGGACAGACUGAUGGAGGAGAAGGAGGAGAGACAGAGGGAGGUGGACAGACUGAAGGAGGAGAGACAGAGGGAGGUGGACAGACUGAUGGAGGAGAGACAAAGGGAGGUGGACAGACUGAUGGAGGAGAAGGAGGAGAGACAGAGGGAGGUGGACAGACUGAUGGAGGAGAAGGAGGAGAGACAGAGGGAGGUGGACAGACUGAAGGAGGAGAAGGAAGAGAGGGAGACUCAGAUCAGUCUCCUGAUGGAGAGAAUGCAUCAAGCAGAUGAGAAGGAGAAACUACAAGAGGUGAAGAGGAUGGAGGUCAGGCUGAGAGAGGAGGUGAAGAAGGAGGAGAGGAGGAGGGAGGAGGAGAUGCAGAGGGUCACAGAGAUGGAGGUGCUCUGCGACCAGAUGGACACAUUAGAAAGAGAGAAGGAAGACAGAGAGAAGGAGGUGCAUCGACUGAGGAGAUCGGCAGAGGAGGAGGUGCAGAGAUGGAGGAGGACUUUGGAGGAGCUGGAGGAGGAGAUCAGCAGACUGAGAAAAGAAACAUUCACAUUACAGGAGGAGAAAGAGCAGGAGAGGAGGAAGAGGGAGAGACUGAAGGAGGAGAAGGAGGAGGAGGUGAGGAGGCUGAUGGAGAGGCUGCAGGAGAGAGUCGGGGAGGUGGAGCUGCUGAGGGUGAGGCUGAACGUAGCCACCGAGGAGUGCGAGGAGGUGAAGGAGGAGGUGCAGAGGAGGGAGUGCAGCCUGGAGCAACAGAUCAGUGCUGUCAGGGAGCAGGAGGAGGAGGUGCAGCAGCUGAGGAAGUACCUGAGGCUGCUGCAGGAGCAACAGGAGGAGGGAGAGAGGGAGCGGCAGGAGGUGGAGGUCAGGCUGAGGCAGAAGGAGCAGAGGGAGGAGCAGCUGGAGGAGCUGCUGAAGCAAACCAGGGCGCUGCUGGAGGACGAGAGGAGACGAGGAGGACAGAAAGACAGCAGGAUCUCCUCCCAGGACAAGGAGCUACAGGAGGCCUGGACCCAGAGUGACGGAGCCAGAAGAAGAACCAGACAGAUGGAGGCGCACCAGCACCGCCUGGAAGAGGAGCUGAAGGAGUGCAGGGAGGAGGCAGAGCUCAGAGCAACGGAGGCAAACAAACUCAAACACCUCCUCACCCAGAGAGAGGAGGAGGUGCAGCAGCUCAGAGCUCUGCUGGAGGAGAGAGAGGAGGAGACCAGGCAGAGGGAGGAGAGGAGGAGAACUGAGGAGGACAGGAGGAGGAGGAUGGAGGACAGACUGAGGGAGGUGGAGGAGGAGAAGAGGAGCAUGGAGGAAGAGAAGAGAAGGAUUGAGGAGGAGAAGAGAAGGAUGGAGGUGGAGAGGAGGAGCAUGGAGGACAGACUGAUGGAGGUGGAGGAGGAGAGGAGGAAGAUGAAGGACAGAUGGGAAGAAACAGAAAAGGAGGUGAAGGAGCAAAGAGAGGAGCUGAGGAGAAAAGAGGAGAAGAGGAGGAUGGAGGAGACUGAGAAGAGUCAGCAUAUGUUAGUGGAGGAGAGAGGAAGGUCCAGGGUGAGACAGCUGGAGGAGGAGAAGACAGGACUGUCACUGGAGCUGAGAAGGAUGGAGAGGGAGGUGACAGUUCUCAGAGAGGAGGUGCAGAGGGAGAGGGAAGAGUCACAGGAGGAGCUGAGGAGGAGAAGAGAGGAGCUGUCUGCACUCAGAGAGGAACUGAGGAAACAGCAAAGACAGAAGGAGGAGAUACAGGAGGAGAUAACUGUACUGAAGGAGGAGCUACGACAGAAGGAGGUGGAGUCGAGCUCAAAGGACAUGAAGAGGAGCCAGGAGGAGAGGAGACAGAAAGAAGAGGUGCAGGAGGAGCUGAGGAGGACUGAUAACAAGCUGACCGUCAUCACAGAGGAGCUGCAACAUCAACAGAAGGAGAAGGAGGAGAUCCAGGAGAAGUUACUGUGGACACAGGAGGAGGUGCAGAGGAGCCGAGAGGAGGUGCAGAAAGAAGGGAAGGAGAAGAAGGAGGUGCAGGAUGAGCUGCUGAAGAGGAGAGAAGAUGUAGCAGCUCUCAGAGAGGAGGUGCAGCAGGAGAGGAGGAGGAAGGAAGAGGUCCAGCAGGAGCUGAGAGGAGUCCAGCAGAGUGUGGAGGUGAUGACAGACAGCCUGAGCUCCCUGCAGAGUCAGCUGUCUGGUCUGAGUCUGAGCAGAGAGCUAGCCAGGAAGAAGGUGAAGAAGAAGGAGGAGGAGACGCAGCAGAUGAAGGAGGGUCUGAGGGCAGCUCUGGAGGAGAUGACCACGCUGAAGGUCCUGCUACAGGAGAGCCACGCCGAGGGGGAGCGUCUGAGGAGCACUCUGAAUGAGAAGAAGGAGGAGGUGGAGGAGAGGAGAGGAGAGGUGGAGGAGCUGAGAACCAGAGCCAAGGCCCUGGAGAGGAGGAAGAAGGAGGUGAUGGAGGAGCAGCAGGAGGCUGGGGGGAGGUGGAGGAGCAGGAUGGAGGAGAUGGAGGAGCAGCAGAAAGAGAAGCUGAGCGCUCUCAACACAGAGAUCCACACACUGAAGACCAGAGAGCAAGAGUGGAGGUCCAGGCUGGAGGAGAGCCAGGCCGAGCUGAGCCGGCUCAGAACCGCCAUGGAGGAGCAGAACUCCCAGAUCUCCUCUCUGAGGGAGGAGAAGGAGGUCUCCUCUCUGCAGCAGGAGGAGGAGGAGAUCAGGAGGCUGCUAAGGCAGAGAGAAGCUCAGGUGUAUUCUGUUGUACAGGUGUACUCUCUGACCCAGAAGACAGGUGAGCUGCAGACGGACAGGGACAGAGUCCGAUUGGCUCUGGAGCAAACAGAGGCAGCUCUGAUUGGCUACAGGGAGAGAAUCCACCAACAGGAGCAGAGCUCAGGGGCGGGGCCUAACACAGAGGAGGCUGUAGGGGACAGGUUGGUGGUUCUGCAGCGUUUGGUGGCUGAACUUGAACUGGACCAGAAACGACUGAACAAGAAGAAAUCACAGCUGGAGACUCAGAGAGACAAACUGAGGACAGACAGAGACACUCUGAGAGACACUUUAAGACAGGUGGAGGCAGAGCGUUGGAGGCUCAGGCAGCAGCUGACAGGCAGCAGAUCUCAGGAGUCAGCUAACACCACAGAAGAAGAACACCUGAGGAGCAGAGUGAGGGAGCUGGAGGACCAGGUGAAUCAGCUCCGCCUCUCAUUGGCUGAAGACCAGCAGCAGAGGGCGGAGUUUAUCCAGCAGUCGUCCAAAAAUAGCCAAUGGCUGCUCUCACUGAGACAUGACCUCAACGACUCGCUGGACGCCGUCACACGUCAUCCAAUCCCGUCCGUCCUGCAGUCUGAGACGCAGCGAUUGGACCGCAGCCUGAGGGAGGAGGAGCUUCGGAUGUCCCUCAGCCAAUCGUAGCACCUCCAGAUAAACAGUGAGACUUUAAAGCUCUUCAGAAACACCUGGAUGAGGUCCUGAAAGGACAGGUGUAAAGCCGCCUUCUGAUUGGCUGUUUGCAUCACCUGUAAAAUGUCCUGCAGAGCUGCUGCUGUCGGUCUGAUCUGAUGUCUUCAGAGAUGAUCGGGUUCCUUCACACGGUUCCUGUCUCGUGUCACUGGAACAUAAAGUCCUACAGCUCUGAGGAACCAGAACAACAAGUAAAGAACUGGAACCUCCAGGUCUCCUCAGAUGUUAAACUCUGAACUAAUGUUGUCUCCUCAUUCUUCUGUGGAGGUUCUCAGUCAUCCAGGUCCUGGUGAUGGUAGGAGCUUCAAGAGAAACCACUGGAGGUUCUGGAAGACGUUCUAGAAACGUCUUCCAGAACCUCCAGCUGGUUUCUCCUGAACCUCCUAUGAUUUCCUCCUACUGUAGAUGCUUUUGUAUCUCCAUGUUUCCUCUCUACUCUGCUCAGCAUCUGUAGAUGUUUCUCCAUGAUGGAUGGAUCGCCAACGACCUGCUCCUCUGUUCUGUUUUAUUUAUUUAUUGGUUUUCCUCUCAGCCUCUCUGAGGAAACACUGAAGUACUCCAGAGAUGAAUCCAGGUGUGACCCUUCCAGGCCUCCGUAGCUCCACAUCUGUCCUGAGCAGAGCUGUUUUUGGUGCAGCUCUGGAUCAUCUAUUAAAAUAAUCAGUUCCAGCGUUUGUUGGCCUUUUAUCAGCUGAUCGAUUGAUCAGUUACAGUAUUGAUGAGCUGAAGCUUCAGUUAAAUGUGUUUCUGAACCAGUUAUUUCUGUCAGACUACAUGUUUACUUAUUUGUUUGUUUUUACAUCUGUUUAUAGUCAGACAUCUGUCUACGUUUCCCAUGAUGCUCCAGUCUGAGCUGGAGGUCAGAUGUGUUUUUGUUCAAUAAAACCAAAGUUUUUCUAAAUGA
Messenger RNA from Amphiprion ocellaris (clown anemonefish), 8373 nucleotides. Its product is annotated as trichohyalin. The transcript has 28 exons. The coding region runs from base 339 to 7421 and encodes 2360 amino acids. NCBI's taxonomy places the organism in Eukaryota, Metazoa, Chordata, Actinopteri, Pomacentridae. The record is from RefSeq and is a predicted model, not a curated record.